This is a messenger RNA of Oncorhynchus nerka (sockeye salmon), 1979 nucleotides long. Its product is annotated as UPF0711 protein C18orf21 homolog. NCBI's taxonomy places the organism in Eukaryota, Metazoa, Chordata, Actinopteri, Salmoniformes, Salmonidae. The transcript is spliced from 5 exons. Bases 282 to 935 code for a protein of 217 amino acids. The record is from RefSeq and is a predicted model, not a curated record.
CGCUUAGCCUGAAGCAUUGUGGGAUUGCAACAUUAGGACGGAAAGUGUAGUGGUAGGCUAUCAUGCAAAGAGAAUGAUCACUGUUUAAACCUAAACAAAUCAUUUAGCUAUCAUAUAUCUUAUCGAUUUCUAUUGCUCUUGAAGAUAAUUGUCAAGGUAAUGUGACUUCUAAACUCUUCUUUCUCUUAUCAACGCUCCAAAAGAGGUUAAACAAGGCGGCCAGGAAGUGACCAGCCUUUCUCACACGCGGAUUCUCGAGUCGGUGGCAAAGACAGAGAAACAUGGCUUUUACAGACCCCACAGGCUCAAGUCACACGUUUUUAAAGGCUGCAUCGCUACUGUAUCAAGACAUUUGUCCGGAGCAGUCACGUUUUCUCAUGGGGAGACACCAGAGAAUGAAAGCUCCAGCCAAGUUCCAGCCCAUCCCUGAAGAAGAGCUCUGUCCCUUCUGUUUCCAGUGGCGUCGCCCAGACAACCACCGCAUGCGGCUGCAUCCCAAGCGGCAUGCAUCGGUGAGGGUGCAGAGCGUGUUGCGGAGGGAGGGCAAGGGCAAGAGGCUCAGCCUGGCUCAGAUGGACAUCUUACGGAGGUUCAGGGGCUCCUCAUCAGCUCUGGUGGUUACAUGCCACACCUGUAACAGCACGUCCAAGCAUAACGGCGUCAACAGGAACUUCAUAGCCACUCUCUCCAAGAGCCACUGCACCCCCUGGAGCGCAGGCAAACACAAGACUCCCCAGUCCACCAACACCUCCAAAGACAAGACACCCUGCAGUACGCCAAGGUCAACCUCUAAGACCCCCGGUUCCUCCUCGGCCUCAAAGCCCGCAAGUGUGAAGAAGUUGGCCUUCUCCCGCCUCAAGAGGUUCCUCAUGCUGGAGGACAACCAAAAGACCAAGACCAAGGGAGGACUCAAAGACUUCCUCUCCUCCCUCUGAAUGACUGACAAACACUGGGCUCCGUUGCAUGGGCCCAAGAGUCAGCCAUGACACUGAACCAGUCUCUCUCUGGCCUGCUUAGAAUGGUCCUGCUGGAAUUCAGAACAACAAGGCUAUAGGGGGGAGGAGUCGGCUGUCAGUCAAUAAGCGCCACAGCGCCACCUGUUGAGUGAAUUAAAGGGGCAUGUUUUUUUUCUUCUUCACAUGCCACCCCCUAACUGCCCCUGGGGUCCCCCUUCUGUAGAGCUGUCCCAACUGCCCCUGGGGUCCCCCUUCCGUAGAGCUGUCCCAACUGGGAAUGGUCCCACAUCACUCAGGAAUUCCACUGUCCCAACUGAAUGGUGGGAGUGGCAUCGGAUGGCAAAGCUCACCCCUCUCUUCCAUGGCAUUUAUGAUGAGGCAAGCAAAAUAAAUGGUUUGGAGUUAUAGGAUGUUUUGAUUGAGAGGGUGAUUUUUAUUUGUUUACAAUCACAUUUAUGAUAAAUAGGACUUAGUUAAUGCUUGAGUUUCAUACUACUUUAUUACUUGGUUGUUGUCCUCUGGUUUUAAUUUUUUUCUGGGUUUAUUUUGGGGAACUCCACAGGGCAUGUCUUCUUGAAACUCUCCCUCUUGUUAGAUCACCAGCCAGGUAGUAAGAAAUGAUCAGCCCUAUCUUAUGAUCACUGUGCCAAACACAUGUUUGUUUACUGAUGGUUUUGAGAAUCAUAUUUGGGUGAAUCGGACACAUCAACUGUUUAUAAUGAAAUAGACGAUAGGCCUGAAACUUGUGAUGCGAUUUAACUACAUUUUUUUAUUUUACAAUAGUUCUGUUUCUUGUUAUUGAUGGUUUUCAUUUUAUCUGUUAGUAUGUUCAUAUUCACAAUUACUAUUAGACUGCAUGUUGUAAUGGCUGCUUUGAUCCAACACAAUUUAUAACAAAGAUUUUCUUUGGUUGUAAUUAAUCCAAUGUGUGGGUCUGUAUCAUUGCAUAUAAUCCUGAAUUACCUCACACAUUUAUAUUCCUUCUACACUUUGCUUCUCUGAAAUAAACUUUCUCAAUUUAAA